CAAUACAACGCCCAAUACAAGUGUUAAUUUAUCACCUUGCCCUAAAUAUUUAGCAUGAGUGUUUUAUUUCCUCAUAAUAACCCAAUCAAAACCCCUGGGUUUUUUGGGUCCAAAAGCUCUCUGUCCAUUCCUCGCAGAGAACAAAAAAUGAACUUUCUGUAAGGCUUGUCCUCAAUUUCAAUCCUUUGAAGCAGGCAGCUGAAGGGCUUCAAAAUCCUUAAAUAAACAUGUUGAGAUGAUGUAUUGUUCUUGAACAGUGGAAAAGCCAAUGGACUCUACCUAAAUGUUUGCGACAUUGCCAAAACAAUCUCUGUAAGACGCUUGAAACAAUGUUAACAACACGAAAGCUACUUCACAGGGCUCGCAAAGUCACAUCUUGUAUCAAAAUCCUGAUAACACCUAUCAGAGAAGUCAAUUCAAUUCCCCAAUUCAAUAGAAAACAAUUCGCAGACAAUGGUUUCUAUUGCUCUUCCCCUGCAUUUUUAGGGAGAAUACCAAUCAGGUUUUGCAGCAGCGCUUCUGUUAUGGAGACAGUAGAUUGGAACCAGAAGUGGCCCGCUGUGGACGCAUGUGAGGAAUCCAACAUUGAAGCACUUGAUAAGAACCAAGGAACUUAUAUUACAGUCAAGGCAUACUUGCUGGGCACGAGUGUGGACUUGAAAGGUUUGCAAACGGAGCAUGUGUUCGACGUGGUUCCACCCAAUUCUCGUAGCGCCAACAAUGUCGUGCUGAGGGUGUCGUCCAAUAACAUGCUUGAACAUUCUUCUACAAAAACUCAGGGCAUAGAAGCUAGGAAUGAAUCUUGGAGCAACCAUCGCCACAUGGUAGUCUUCCAAUAUGGCUCUGUUGUAUUAUUCAACUUUGCAGAGCAGGAAGAAGAAGGAUAUUUACAAAUUGUGAGAAAAUAUGCUUCUGAUUUGCUUACCGAGACAAGAAAAGAUGAUUAUGCUAUAGUGGAGAAACCAUCAUUGGACACUUGGAUGCGGGAGGGUCAUGACUAUAUAGUGCUGAAGAGGUUUGAUAUUGACUGCAUUCGUACUAUUGGAAUUGUGCUUGGACAAAGCAUUGCCCUUGACCACUUUGUUCGACAGGUAGAUGGUAUGGUGGCAGAAUUUAUUGAUUUGAACAAAGGAAUGGAGAAGACAGGCACAUUUACCAUGAAGCGCAAAAAGCUUUUUCAACUUGUUGGACAGACAAAUACCAAUCUUGCAAAUGUAAUUUUCAAGCUUGGGCUUUUUGAAAGGUCAGACGUUGCAUGGAAAAAUGCAAAAUAUGCACAAAUUUGGGAGUAUCUUCGAGAUGAAUAUGAAUUACAACAGCGAUUUGGGAGUCUCGAUUACAAACUAAAGUUUGUAGAGCAUAAUGUCCGCUUCUUUUUGGAGAUACUGCAGAAUAGAAAAUCUGAUGCUUUGGAGUGGCUUAUCAUAAUUCUACUAAGUGCAGAAAUAAUGAUUGGCCUCUAUGAUAUCAUUCGAAACACAGGCAUGGAUCAUUUCACUAAUUUUUAGAAACAGAAUAGUUGACUUGAAGGUGGAAAAUCACAUACAGCAAUUGGAUUAUGAGUAACCUUUCCUGGCUGAUAUUCUUUAAGUAUUCACAAUUUUUUUCUUGUUAUUGUAUUCAAUUAUUUCUGCAAAAAUCAUGAUAAAUGCUGUUCUCAAAAAAUUGUAUACUAUUUUUUUUCCAAGAUUUUGACAAUAUGUUGUCAAUCAAUUACCUGUCAGUUACAAUAAUCUUUGGUGGAAUUUUAAGCAUUCCACAUGUCUAAUUUAUGAAAUCUAGGACAGGUCAACUUGAACCACAAUUGCAUGACCUUGGUUUCCAUAAAUUAGCAAUUCCCUGCAAUUUUUGUAAGAUUAUUUUUACCAAAACUGCAUGAGUAUCUUACGUGGUUGACAUUAAUAAGCCAAUACCUAAAUUUUUUCUUUGCAA
Molecule: messenger RNA, 1932 nt
Organism: Cryptomeria japonica (Japanese cedar)
Lineage: Eukaryota; Viridiplantae; Streptophyta; Pinopsida; Cupressales; Cupressaceae
Product: protein RETARDED ROOT GROWTH, mitochondrial
Exons: 7
Coding region: 330-1508 (392 amino acids)
Source: RefSeq, a predicted model, not a curated record